UUUUAACAAACACAGCUGUGUUUAGUAUUUCAAAGCAGUGUUCCUAAUUAGACACGAAAUUUCUUGUGUUACUCUAAAUUUCUAAAAUAUUCUAAAUACGAUUUUGAAUGUUAGAAUGUUGGUAAUAGCGCCAGUGAGAGUGUUUUGUUUUGUAUUGUUUGUGAGUAGCUGUUUGGCCAGCCAAAUACUUGUAGUGUUUCCAGUACCAGACGAGAGUUACAAAGUGCUUGGAGAUUCUAUUGUUGGCACGCUACUGGAUGCAGGACACGAGGUGACAUAUGUGACAGCGUUUCCCAAAAGAAAAGCAACAGCUAAUCUCACUUACAUAGAUAUAAGCUCAAAUAUAGGAGGUGCAAGCCACAGACCAGAUCUGCACAAGCUUCCCCUAGUGCCUCUCAGUAUUCCACAGAUACUGAGGCAAGGGGUGGAGAUCUCCGAACACACGCUGCAGCAUGACGCCGUGCGGGGGAUCAUGAUGGACCCAGCAGUAACCUUCGACUUGGUUCUGGUCCACUGGUUCUAUAGCACACUGCUGGCACCUCUUGGCAGUCUAUUCAACUGCCCCCUGGUGUGGUACGCGGCAGGGGACGCUUGCUGGGCAUCCCUCCAGCUGGUACACGAGCUGCCCAGUCCUGCCUACAGUGUCGGACCUCACUCCCAUCACCUCCCAUCGAUCCCCUUCACGAUCAACGAUAGAAUCACGCAGCUGUGGCAACAGCUGUAUUUCGGGUUUUGGACACGCUAUUACUUAGAUUACGUGGAGCCCCCGAUAUACGAGGCAACAUACGCCGCAGCGAUGCGCGUACGCGGACUAGUGCCGCCUCCGUACGAUCUUGUGGCGAAGAACGGGUCUACGCUGCUGCUCAACUCGCACCCGCCGCUGGGGCAGUCGUUACCGCUGCCGCUCAAUGCGAAGCUUGUAGGCGGCCACCACUUGCGUCCACUCAAACCUUUGCCUGAGAAAUUCCAAAUAUUUAUGGAUAACGCGAAACACGGGUUGAUAUUCAUGGAGCUCGGUGCUGGCGUGGAGAGCUCGGACAUGCCGCAGCAUGUUCGGAAGCGGCUGCUGGACAUGUUCGGCGAGCUGCAGCACCAGGUGGUGUGGCGGCUGGACGAGCGCCCGCCGCAUGCGGCCCGCAAUGUGCAUGUGCUGGAGCGGGCGCCUGCACUGGAGAUGUUAUGUCAUCCAAACACGUUGAUGGUGAUCACAGACGGCAGCACGACCUCCCUGAUGGAAGCGCUGCACUGUGGAGUGCCCGUGAUAACUGUUCCUUUCCUCGGAGACCAGUUCCUGAACGCAGACAUCGCGGUGGCACAAGGUUUCGCGAUCAAAGUGGAAUUCACUCACCACUUCGCGUGGAAGUUGAGAGAGGCUAUUGGGGAGAUUCUUGGUAACAACAGCUACAGGAGCAGUGCUAAAGAAGCUUCCAGAAUGUUCCAUCUCCGUCCGUCUCCAGCCGCAGCCGAUCUCUUGCACUGGAUAGAAGUGACGUCAUCGACAGGCGCCUGGCACCUGCGCUCGGCGGCGCGCCAUCUGUCGCUCGCGGAGCGAUACUAUCUGGACCUGGGGCUGCUGCUGGUGCUGGCUGUAUGGUUUUUGUCGAAAGUGGUCAAAGUGAUCAGGGUGCAUCUGAAAGAUGAUGAUUGUAAUAAGAAAGAUGAUUAGAAUUCUUAUGGCAUGACUUCUAUAAAUAAAAGAAGGAUCA
This is a messenger RNA of Chilo suppressalis (striped riceborer), 1706 nucleotides long. Lineage: Eukaryota; Metazoa; Arthropoda; Insecta; Lepidoptera; Crambidae. The record is from the annotation of a GenBank genome assembly.